This is a messenger RNA of Mercurialis annua (annual mercury), 2804 nucleotides long. Its product is annotated as protein MAIN-LIKE 2-like. Bases 602 to 2368 code for a protein of 588 amino acids. The record is from RefSeq and is a predicted model, not a curated record. Gene Ontology annotation, biological process: meristem maintenance; meristem development. The transcript has a single exon. Lineage: Eukaryota; Viridiplantae; Streptophyta; Magnoliopsida; Malpighiales; Euphorbiaceae.
UUUUAUCCAUUAAAGGAUUUUAAAAAUAAGAAUUAUGACAAGUACAGAGAUCCAGACGUGACAAACUUUGGAAUAGGGACCUCUCGAAUAAAACCGUAUAGUACAGGGGCUUCCGUAUGGGUUUUGCCAAGAGAGAUUAAUGCUAGAAAGCAUGCUAAAAUGUUCUUACUUUAAUGCUUGAUAUUUAAAGUUGUUUGCUUUUUUUGUUGUUUGUUUGAUAUUUUGCAUUGUUUCACUUUUAUAUCAAGCUUACCAAUUCAGUGUAAGUUUGCCAUAAUUUUUUGUUCUAGACUGCUAUGUAAAGCUAUUAUUCUUUCCUUUUUCAAAUAAAACACAGUUAUUACUUUCACCAAAUCAUGCUUUAUCAGAAAGUUCAUACCUUUGUAAAAUGUGACUAAUAUCACAUAGUACUAUAAACUGAUUUUGCAGGUAUAGAGUACCCUGAGGUACUGCUUAGUUUUGGUUGUAUCCGUACAAUACCCAGAAAACAGUAAUUUUGUUUUCUUUCUUUGUCAUCACCUUUUUAGCAUCUACACUCCAUGGAUUAUUUGUGUUUACUAUAAGAAAGUUGAUACCUUUAGAAACUAUUUGAUACCCAAAAAUGGAAGAGGUUGAGAUUAUAGUUGAAAAGAAUGAACAGAUAAUAGUAUCAUCUACCAAUUCCAAUCCAAUCUCAAGAACUGCUUAUUUCUUGAAUCCUACUCAUGCUUCUACUCAACCUCCAAUACCCAAAACCCCAUCUUCUUUGUCUUGUGCUAUUGAGUUUGAAACAUGUCCUCUGAAAGUCAGCUACAAUGGCUGGAAAUACCCAACUGAGAAAUGGAAAUCAUGGGUUCAUCGUAUGGAAGCCAUACACAGAUCUGUGUGGAAAAGAGCUGGCAUUUAUGAUGCUGUCAUGAGCUCUGUUUGCUGUAUUAAAAGAGAUGAUGGUUUAAUGAUGGGUCUUGCACAAAAAUGGUGUCCUGAAACUAACACAUUUGUCUUCCCUUGGGCAGAGGCCACUAUUACACUCGAAGAUGUCAUGAUUUUGGGUGGCUUCUUCGUUUUGGGUUCGCCUAUUUUUCCAUGUUCACUCGAAAGCAAUGAGCUUGAAGAAAUCGAAAAGAAGCUGAAUGAAGCGAGAAAUGAACUUGGGAGAGGUUCGUCGCAUAAAGCGUCUACAGCCGGUUGGAUGAAUAUGUUUAUGUUUAGUGACAAUGAGAUUGAGCAUGAAGCUUUUCUUUCGUAUUGGUUAGCAACGUUUGUUUUUUAUGAUUCUGAACGAAUUCUUAAUGCUCAGGUUUUUCCUAUUGCUAUUCGUUUAGCCAAAGGCGAAAUUGUUGCACUUGCUCCACCGGUUCUAGCUAGUAUUUAUAGGGAUUUGGGUUUGUUAAAAGCAACUCUUUUAUCUGUUUCUGAGAUUGAAACAACUGAAAAUUGUUCUGAUGUUUUGACUCUUACGCUCUGGUCACCUUUCCAUUUGGUUCAACUCUGGGCAUGGGAAAGAUUUCCAGCAUUCCGUAAAAACCCGAAUUUCGUCAAGAAUGGCGAACCGAGAUCAGCUCUAUGGCACAAUGUGAAAAUCAAGAAAGUCAGAAAUGUAAAGUUAGCUUUGGAUUCAGCAGCAAACACUUUUUGGUGGAGGCCUUACACUACUCGGUCAGACAGUUCAUAUUUGCCUAAUAUUUAUAAGGAAAAAGCUGAAUGGAAAGAUUUGGAAACUAAUCCUGAGUUGUUCCAAAUGGCUCUGUGCUUGAGAAUUUCUGAGCUAGUUGGUUUAAGUUGUGUUGAGCAAUAUCUUCCUCAUAGAGUGGCAAGGCAAUUCGGACUGGAUCAGGAUAUCCCUAGUGAAAUUGUUAGACCAAAUGAAUUUCCAGAACUUGCUUGGAUUAACUACAUUAGGCCAUUUGGUCAUAACGCCAAAUUGUAUGUUCCGUCUAAAUUUUCCGAGCCUGGUGUUACUCCUCAGUACUUUGAAUGGUGGAACAAACAAGCUGUGUUAGGUGGGCGCGAUAUGCUUAAGGAUGCAAUCAGUAGUGUUGUGAGAAAGAAAAGAAGCUCGAGAGGAAGAUCAAAAUGGGUAUCUCUCAACUGUCAUAUAAGAGACUCUUAUGAGGUUUUUAAACCAGCAAUUGAGGAGAUGAUGAGAUCUUGUGAGAUAAAGAGUGUUGAUAACAAGGUUUUUGGUGGUCUGGAAGAGAAAACUAAUGGUGAAACCGAGAUUCCUACAUGCAGUACUCAUGACAGUACGAAUAGAGUUGAAGAAGAAAAAGAAACCAGCACCAAAACUUUUGAGAUACCAGGAUUAGAACUCGAAGAUCGGAUUUCCGUACUUGAGAAAGCUAUUGCCAAGCUGAAAGCUGAAAGAUUUGGAAGCAAUUGUUGCUAACAAGGUUCAUGAUGUCUAGCUUAUAGCAGCAUAAUCUUGUUUCUAUUGCUUAUUUUUAUUUCCUUUGGUGCAUAUUACAUAUGAAAAAUCUUGAUUUCUUUAACUUUUUUAUCGCUGAUUUAAGUAGGUUAAUUAGCUUAGCUUCUGGUAGGAGUUAGAACAGAAUUACAGAAGCAAGAAAAAAACUUGAAGUGCUGCAUUACUGUGCUAGGAUUAGGAAUGUUUCUGUUAAUCAAGUUUAAUUAUACACAUAUGUAAAUUUUGAUGCAUGAACAUAUACAAAUUGUUUAUGUAAGCAAUUGAGACUCGAUACAAAUUUUGUUAGCCUUUGUGAUUUCUCUGCCUUUUCUUGUUCCAUAUUGACAGGAUCAGUUCUUAUUUUGUUUGUAUAUUCUUUUGUGGGUUACUUGACCUUAACCUAAUUCUGUUAAGUCUA